This is a messenger RNA of Caenorhabditis angaria, 1637 nucleotides long. Lineage: Eukaryota; Metazoa; Nematoda; Chromadorea; Rhabditida; Rhabditidae. The record is from the annotation of a GenBank genome assembly.
AUGGUUUCAGCGCAUACAGCUGGAAUUACAGCAUGUGCUUGUUCUGCUGGAGCUAUUUUAGUGUGCCUUUUUUAUGUGCCAGCUUUGGUGAACAAGAUUCAGAAUAUUAAUGAUAUGGUGAGUUGAAAGAACUAUGACGUGGCAUUUUUGGGUACUGAAAAUAUUUUCGAAUUUAUAAUGUUCGAUCAAAAAUCUGAAAUCCCAAAAAAUUAUAUUUAGAACUGUUAGAUUUACUGUAACUUUUUUAGAACUGCAAGGAAUACUGUAGCUUUUUUCGAAGCUUCCAUAGUUACUGUAGCCCUUGAAGUUGUUUCGAACCAUAAGCCUUACUUUAGUCAUUUUUGAAAUUCAAGGAUUACUGUAUCUCUAGACAGCAAAUAUAACAAGAAUUACUGUAGUAGUUCUAAACUUCCAGCUGCAAGGAUUACUGUAGGCCCUUAAGAAAUGCGAGAACUACAGUAACUUUUUUUAAAGCUUCCAGAGUCACUUUCUGAACUGCAAAGGUUACUGUAGUUCCACAAAAUCUGCUCACUAUUUUUCUCCAAAAAUAAUUUAAAAAUUAACAGCUAAAAGUUGAUAGUGAAGAAUUCCGUUCAAUGGCCGAUUAUACAUGGAGCGAACUUGUAACAAUGCGACGUGGAAAACGUCAAGCCUACGGAGAAACUCCCAAAAAAACCUAUCAAUUACACACGGCCUAUGUGAAACCGGAUGCAUUUGUUGAAAGUGGUGGAAGUUGUAGUUGUAAUCAGAAUAAUGGAUGUCCAGCUGGACCACCAGGAACACCUGGAAAACCAGGUUUGGAUGGAGAACCUGGAACUGUUGGUGAACCAGGAUCACCUGGUUUGGCUGGAAUUGCACCGCCUGUUACUAUUGAUCCAGUGGGUUUUUUCUUGAGGAAAUUUAGUUAUUUUAAACGGGCCUGGCCCAAUUAUUCGGACCUGGCCUGAUUUUUCGGGCCUGGCCCGACCUCUCACCCCUCCCUUCCCAACCAAAAAUUUUUGCAGACUAAAGGUUGUCGUGUUUGCCCAUCUGGCCCACGUGGUCCACCAGGUCCACCAGGAGAAGCUGGACCUGUCGGACCAGAAGGACAGCCAGGAAAUCCUGGAAGACUCGGAGAACAUGGACGUGAAGGAUAUCCAGGACAACAAGGAAUUCCAGGGGAACCAGGAAAAUCUGGAAAAAUUGGAGAGCAAGGUUUACAAGGAAGAGAUGGAGUUCGUGGAGCGAAGGGACCAAUGGGACCGAAAGGAGAGGCUGGUCCAGCUGGACAAAAAGGACCAACUGGAUAUCCAGGAAGAGAUGGACAACGGGGAAGUGAUGGGGAACCAGGACCAAGUGGACCACCUGGACAAAUUGGAAUGCCAGGAGAAGUUGGACAAAUUGGAAUGGUUGGAGCACCUGGAGCACCUGGGCAAGAUGCAAGUUAUUGUAAAUGCCCAGAAAGAAAUGCUGCGGUUCACAAGUUUGAAGCCCCAGCAGUUGAGCAACCAGCCUAUCAACCAGAGCCGGUAAUUUUUUAAAUUUAAAAUUAGUCAACCCAUAAUGUUUUCUUCCAGCCAGCAACUUAUGCUCCACCAGCUGACGCGGCAGUUGAAGCAGCUCGAUCACCAUACAGAAAAUGGAAAUGGUUACAAUAA